Messenger RNA from Tremella mesenterica DSM 1558, 1734 nucleotides. RefSeq lists its product as uncharacterized. Gene Ontology annotation, biological process: intracellular calcium ion homeostasis; calcium ion transmembrane transport. Gene Ontology annotation, molecular function: calcium:proton antiporter activity. The record is from RefSeq and is a predicted model, not a curated record. NCBI's taxonomy places the organism in Eukaryota, Fungi, Basidiomycota, Tremellomycetes, Tremellales, Tremellaceae. The transcript has 12 exons. Gene Ontology annotation, cellular component: fungal-type vacuole membrane. Bases 1 to 1734 code for a protein of 577 amino acids.
AUGGCGGACCCAGCUGAUCGCCGUGUUUCCUUCCCUGCAGUUUUAGACCAACCCCCACCUCCCUUUACCUCACAAGCAGACAGAAUGACAACUUCUCCACCUACAACUCCCAACGUACAUCCCGUCCCACCUGGUCCUGAUCCCAUGCGAGGGGAUGCUCAAACGGAAGGAGCGAGGAGAAGGGCCAAUCGACAGGUCACACUCGACACUCCCGCCAAUAUAGGUUCGAGGAGACCGACGAGCGAAAGUCAGAGAAGUACAAGGAGACAAAGCACUGAUCCGAAUGCUGGUGUGUUGAGAAGGAUGACCACGGGUCUGUUGACACCCGAGAGAAAGAUUGGGAGGGCUCCCACUUUUUUCGCCAGUUUUAAAGCAGCUGUGUUCUCUUCUUGGCUUAACAUUCUUUUGGUGUUCAUCCCAAUCAGUUGGGCAUUACAUUUUGUACAUGCAGCGGGAAACGAGAAAAUUACCGACACUGCUAUCUUUGUCACAUCUUUCAUCGCCAUCAUCCCUCUUGCCGGUUUGCUCGGUUUCGCCACUGAAGAAGCAGCACUCCGACUCGGUCAGACAUUGGGAGGUUUGCUCAAUGCGACCUUGGGAAACGUGGUCGAACUGAUCGUGGCUAUCUUGGCUUUGGUAAAGUGCGAGUUGGCAGUUGUGCAGUCUUCCUUGGUUGGGUCGAUCUUAUCCAAUCUGCUGUUGGUCUUGGGAAUGUGCUUCUUUGCGGGCGGAGUUCGAUUUUCCGAACAAGUCAUCAAAGGCACCGCUGCCCAGCUAAACGCUUCCUUGCUUCUCAUUGCCGUCAUCGCCGUGCUCAUCCCCUCCGCAUUCCAUUUCUCAGUGAACGACACGACUAGCGGCAAUGGUAAUUUGACCGAUGCGAAAGAAGGGUCAGAUUUGUUGUCUAUGAGUCAUGGAGUGGCGAUAUUGCUAUUGCUUCUGUAUAUUGGGUAUUUGUUGUUUCAAAUGUUUACACAUGCCGCUCUAUACAAAGACGACGUCGUAUCAUCAUCUACCAAUUACGGACCAGAAGUCACCAAUGUCAGUGAUCGUAUGCGUAUCCCAGAGAAAUUCAGACACUUCAGAUCGCAGAAGAAGGUCGACGAGGAAACGGGUAUAGCGCCAACGACCACCUCGACAGAGUCUACAGUGACAAAUGGGGACGAAGGGGUAGUGGGGGAAAAUGGAAAUGGGGUCGUUAAUGGUGACACGCAUGAAGAGGAUGAGGAAGAAGUUCCACAGAUGAAUAUCUGGAGUACUGUAAUCGUCAUGGUGGCCGACGCCGUCUUAGUUGGUGUUACAGCCGAAUUCCUCGUCGAUAGUAUCAACGGUUUGGUCACUUCUCAUCCUUCUUUAUCUGCCGAAUGGGUCGGUUUGAUUUUGUUGCCUAUUGUCGGUAAUGCCGCGGAACACUUUACCGCCGUAUCCGUUUCAGUGAAGGAUAAGAUCGAUCUGUCCAUCUCUGUUGCCGUCGGAUCGUCUAUCCAAAUAGCUCUAUUCGUCAUUCCUGUCAUUCAACUCUUAGCUUGGACCAUAGGAAAGCCCAUGACACUACUUUUCGAUCCAUACGAGUCUAUCGUUCUUUUCUUCACCGUCCUCAUCGUCAAUCAAACAUUAGCGGACGGAAGAUCGAAUUGGAUGGAAGGUUUGGUUUUGAUGAUGUUGUAUUUGAUCAUUGCUGUUUCCUUUUGGUACUACCCUGGCUCAAACACCGCUACUUUAUUAGGUUGUUAA